Messenger RNA from Thalassophryne amazonica, 6153 nucleotides. RefSeq names its product leukocyte receptor tyrosine kinase (gene ltk). Gene Ontology annotation, molecular function: transmembrane receptor protein tyrosine kinase activity; ATP binding; protein binding. The record is from RefSeq and is a predicted model, not a curated record. The transcript is spliced from 30 exons. Gene Ontology annotation, biological process: multicellular organism development; regulation of cell population proliferation; positive regulation of kinase activity. Bases 159 to 4745 code for a protein of 1528 amino acids. NCBI's taxonomy places the organism in Eukaryota, Metazoa, Chordata, Actinopteri, Batrachoidiformes, Batrachoididae. Gene Ontology annotation, cellular component: membrane; signaling receptor complex.
GCAUCAUGAAGGAGUGAAGAACAACUCAACUGGCCGCCGGAGAAACGCGUUUGAUCUGUAGUGUUUCAUGAAUUUGUUUUUGACGCUCUGUUCAGUUCCUGAAACGUCUUCAUGAGGUUGUAAAAAGGUGUCGCUCUUUGGAUCAAAAAGAAGGAGUCAUGGAAUACAUAAAAUUCCACGAUACUCACCUCUCCAUCGUCAUUUUGAUAAUUAGCAGUACCUGUCAUGCACUUCUGGACAGAUUUCUGGAGGAGAGCUUCUCUGAUCAGCUGUUCCUUCACAUGGACUUAGAGGAUUCCAGCCAAAGAAUCGACUGUGAUUUUGAGUCACCAUGCCUUUGGACUUUAUCAAACCAAAGUGAUUGGUUGGUCGUGUCACCACAGCAACCAGCAAAUGCAAAGGCUUACGUGACGCAUGUGACUGACCACUCAGUGGGAACCAGUGAGGGACACUUCCUCCUCUUGAAGACCAACCCUGCCACUGAGGAUUCUGGGAGAUGUGCAUACCACUUGACUAGUCCAGUUCUGGCAGGAAGUUCCGGACGUUGCGUCUUCCAUUUGGCUCUGUAUGAGGCCGGUCCAGCUUUGGGGAACCUAACGCUUCAGAUCAAACCAGUUCUGUCCAGUUCAGCUAUUAGCUUUGUGGUUCUCAACCAGGACAAACGCGUCGACCGCAGGGAUGAGUGGGAGGUUCUAGAGGCUGUGAUUGGCCGGAUGGAUGAGCCAUUCCAGGUGACUCUGCGCUACACCUUCUGUCAAAAAGAGGGCGCCACUGUAGCUCUGGAUUCCUUACAGUUCAGAAACUGUGACUCAGGAGGUCAUAACAACUUUGAGUUGGAUGCAGCAUGUGAAGAAUCUUUUCAGUGUGACAUCGGCGGCUGCAUCGAGCGGAGCCAAGUGUGCGAUUUCCACACCGACUGCCCUUUAGGCGAGGACGAAGGCUUCAUCUGUGAUGCUCUUCCAUUUGGGUCCCACUGCUCGUUUGAACAUGAUGCCUGUGGUUGGUCUGUAUCUGAUCGGCACUUCACCUGGAGAAGAGCUGCUGGAGACGAGGUCCUGCAGAGAGAAGACAUGCAAGGCGUCACGCUGCACAGCACACCAGGGCACUUCUUGCUCCUGCAAGUAAAGGGUAAUGAUUUGCUUCAGGAGGCAUCCAUUCAGAGUCCCUUGUUCCCUCCACCAGUCUCUGUUACUGCCUGUCAGCUCCGAUUUUCUCUAUACCUGUUUGGAAAGUAUAACGGUACGGUGAUGGUGACUGUAGAGGAAAAUGGGACUGAAUCCUCAUUGCUGGUGUGGGAGAGAAAUGGACAGUGGACAGACAACUGGCAAGAUGUUGCCCUGCAGCUGACUGGCCUUCAUCGUGGAUUCCGCAUCAAAAUCACAGCCCUGUGGGGACGAGGCUCUAGCGCUGAUGUCGCGUUUGAUGACAUUGCAUUUGGAGCCGCUUGCUUCCACACAGAUCUCAACUCUCUCAUACCGUUUGCAGACUUUGAAGAUUUUUUAACUCCCCUUCCAGAGCCUUCAGCCUCAGACAUGUCUUUGGUAACAUACUGGUUUACCUCAUGCGGUGCCAGUGGUCCUCAUGGCCCGACCCAGGCCCAGUGUGAUAAUACUUACAGGAACAGGAAUCUCAGUGUUGCCGUGGGGAAGGAAGGGCCUUUGAAAGGAGUGCAAAUGUGGAAAGUACCUGCUACUAACAGAUACCUGAUUUCCGCCUAUGGUGCUGCAGGAGGAAAAGGAGCCAAAAACCACAACAAACGCAACCAUGGCGUGUUCAUAUCUGCCAUAUUUCCUCUGGAAAAAGGGGAAAUACUUUACAUCUUGGUUGGCCACCAGGGAGAGGAUGCAUGUCCAGGGCGAAACCCUCAAACUCAGAAGAUCUGCCUGGGAGAAUCAUCAGUGAUCGAGGAUGAUCUCAGGGAUGGAGAAGCUGGACAAUGGGCUGGGGGAGGAGGUGGAGGCGGUGGUGCCACCUAUGUCUUCAAGAUGGAUGGUGGUGAGCUCGUUCCCUUGCUGAUUGCGGCAGGUGGAGGAGGAAAUGCGUACCUGGAGGAUCCGGAGUCCAGUCUGAACCAGAUGCCGCUGGAGCAGUAUGAAAACACCACCACAGCACCUAGUACCAAUGGCUGUACCGGUGCUGCAGGUGGAGGUGGAGGCUGGAAAGAUGAUACUGCUCCUUUACUUCAGGCUGGCAAGUCUCUGGGAGAGGGUGCAGAGGGGGGGUUCUCAUGUCCCUUAGCCCUGUCCAAACUGAGCUGGACCACCUUUGGAGGAUUCGGAGGGGGAGGCGGGGCUUGCACAGCUGGAGGAGGAGGAGGGGGGUAUAGAGGAGGUGAUGCAGCGAUGACUGAUGAGGUCACAGCUGACGGUCAGGACGGAAUCUCCUUCAUGCAUCAAAUGGGAGAGAUUUUCCUGCAACCGCUGGCAGCUAUGGAGAGUCACGGCGAGUGUGAGAUCAAGGUGCCGCUGAACUGCAGCCACUGCCAGACACAGACCUGCAAGCGCGAUGAAGAUACUCACCUCAUUCUCUGCCUGUGCUACGAUGAUGACGUCCUGGCCAGUGACAACGUCACCUGCAUCAACUCUGCGGAACAACCGCAAGGCCCAACGCCACAGACCCAUUUAUCACCGUCCGUGAUCCUGGCAGUUGUGGCCUCCACCUUUGCGAGUGGCAUCGCCCUGAUCUGCUUUGGCUUCAUCCUCAUGUUAUAUCGAAGGAAGAACAAUCUGCACGCAGUCAGGGGGCGUCUGCCUAGUCCAGAGUACAAGCUGAGUAAGAUCCGCUCAUCCACCAUCAUGACGGACUACAACCCCAACUACUGCUUCGCGGGGAAAGCCUUCUCCUUCAGUGAACUGAAGGAAGUGCCUCGAAAGAACAUCACACUUCUAAGAGCUCUUGGCCAUGGUGCGUUUGGUGAGGUCUAUGAAGGGCAAGUUGUGGGGAUGAGUGGCGAUAACAGCCCCAUGCAGGUGGCUAUAAAGACUCUUCCAGAAAUCUGCUCUGAGCAGGAUGAGAUGGAUUUCCUGAUGGAGGCGCUGAUUAUAAGCAAGUUCAGCCAUGAGAACAUUGUGCGGUGCAUCGGCGUCAGCCUGAACAUCCUGCCGCGGUUUAUUCUGCUGGAGCUGAUGGCUGGAGGGGACAUGAAGAGCUUCCUGAGACUAAACAGACCACGAGCUGGCCACGCCUCUUCUCUCAUCAUGUCGGAGCUGCUGCAGAUGGCCAGAGACAUUGCACACGGUUGUCGCUACCUAGAAGAGAACCACUUUAUACACAGAGACAUUGCUGCUAGAAAUUGCCUUCUUACUUGCUCUGGACCAGGCAGAGUGGCUAAGAUUGGAGACUUUGGUAUGGCCCGAGACAUAUACAGAGCCAGUUAUUACAGGAAAGGUGGCUGUGCCAUGCUGCCAGUUAAAUGGAUGCCACCUGAAGCUUUCAUGGAGGGCAUCUUCACCUGCAAGACUGACACAUGGUCGUUUGGAGUACUGCUGUGGGAGAUCUUUUCUUUGGGUUACAUGCCUUAUCCCUGUAAGACAAACCAGGAAGUACUGGAGUUUGUCACCAGUGGAGGCAGGAUGGAUCCUCCAAAGGGCUGCCCAGGACCCGUCUACCGGAUCAUGACCCAGUGUUGGCAGCAUUGCCCUGAGCACAGACCCAACUUUUCAACUAUACUGGAGAGAAUCAACUAUUGCACUCAGGACCCAGAUGUGAUCAACACACCCCUUCCUGUGGAAUAUACCCCCAUCAGUGAGGAUGAUGGCGGCCACAUAAUCCAGCCCUCUGACCACACCUCCACUGGCCUCACUCCACUCCACGUGUCCCACUCUUGUUCUCAGAACCCCUCCUCCAGGCUUGAUUUAUCGUCCCUUGGCGUGAGUCCCACCCCACCUCCACCACAGCCUACCAAACCCCGUCUGCUUGUCCAAAGACCCCCUCCUAUCCACCAGGAAGUGGUGUCAUACAGCGAGAUGUUGGAGCCAUCUUGGGCGGAGCUUGUCCCUGCUCCUGGUUUGCCGGCAGCAGGCGUGUGCACAGGAGAUUCCUGGCUCAACUCCAAGCCUCAACAUCAACAAUCUUGUUCCAGAAACAGCUCUGUUUCCUCUGGGAGCCAGAGGCUGAAGAACAAGACUAAGAACCUGUGGAACCCCACGUAUGGCUCUUGGCUAUUGGAAAACAUCAGCAGGGGAAAACAAGCACUGAGUCACACUCAGUCCAUGCCGUUCUCAAGUUCACUGACCUCAGACCCACCUCAGACCAGCAACCCAACCUCAGGAUGCAGGGAGGAUGGCUGUGAAGGCACCAGCAGCACCCAUCUCAACUCCUCCAGCCUCUGCAGUUCAGGUACAGCCUCUUCCUGCCAGGCUCAGGCUCCACAAAACCCAUCAUCUCGUAAGACCCCAGCAGUUGGCACUACCACAGUAACCCCUAAUAUGGACCUGGCUAAACUCCAGAGUUUCCCCUGUGGCAAUGUCAAUUAUGCCUACGAUGAGCAAAGCUACGAGGCAGAGAGCCUACCCUUGGUUAUGCCCAAAUCUCCAGAAGCCAUUACAAACGCUGGCUCUGCUCCGAGCGUCUCCUCAGGAACAGGCCUCCGUUCCUCUUCGUUUUGCAUGCCCAAGCUGCUGCUGAAGCGCCAUGCCAGCUACGGACACGAGGACAUGAGGAGACACACCAAAGCUGAGAAACCAACACGUGACCGUGACUCAGGCUUUUCUCUGUCUGAGGACCUCAGCGUUACUCCAAUCUAAAAUGAUCCGCUGCAGCAACUCACGCUGCUGGAUCCUGCACUUAUAGACACUGGAUUUCUGAAAUGGACAACACGACCGCACCGGCUCUGCCACGGCAGAGAAGAGUGAUGACACCACACUCAGCUCAGGCUGUGCUGGAACACAAAUCCAAGCACUCCUCCCACACUGACACAGAAGGCCAAGGCUGGACUUAAAGCCCCUUUUGGGCAUCUGGUAGCAGAACACUGAAAGACUGGAUGACAUGCAGCCAGGCCUUUUCUCACCUUCCACAUUGGUGGUGAGAGCUGCAAUAUGUAACUACUGCCCCCCCCCCCCCCCCCCCCUUGUAAUUAUUCAGAUUUGUGUGUGUGUGUGUGUGUGUGUGUGUGUGUGUGUGUGUGUCUUUUAUGUUCCAUGAAAACUUUAGUAAUAAUACAUGACACUUAUCAGGAAAAUCAGGAAAACCAACCUUCAUACUAUAUAUAACUUAUGCCUUUUAAUAUCACAGUGAAAGCAAAUUGCUUCAACCCGAUCAAAGUAGUGAUGAUUAUGCCAAAGCCAAAUCCAUGAAGACUAAGACUCCAGGCAUCUUGGUGAAAAGUUGAUUUACUAAAAGCACCAACCAGUGAAUAGGUCUGAGAAAAUUUCUGAGUCACUCACUAGCCCUUGAACUGCAGUUACAUCAGUCAUUAAGACAUGGUGCAAAUCUAGAUGAAUGAGGGAAGCCACCAAGGAACCAGUGGCAACUCUGAAUGUAGGGGUUGCAAUUAAAUAAGGCUGACAACAGCUGCAUCCUCGGUUGUUUCAGCAGUCCUACCUUUAUGGUAAAAUAUUGUUUGUAUAAAAUUUUGGCUCCAGUUUGCCAGAAGACUUGUAGGAGGCCGUGAUGUGAAAUGUCAGAAGGUUCUACGCUCUGAUAAGAACAAAACUGAACUUUUUGGCCAUUGGAUUAAACACACAUUUGCAUAUCAUCCAGCUCGGUGGUGGCAGCACAAGGAUCAAGAGGUUUGCUUGCGUACAGGGUAGCAUGAAUGCCUUCAGUUUGUUUUAUAUUUAAUGACAUCGAGAUUUGUUCAUGUUAAAAUUAUUGUAUAAAGGAGAUUCUGUUUCUUGCUUUUGAUUUGAUGCAAUAAGAAACACAGUAAUCGUGAACACUUUUUCUAGGCACUGUGUGUACAAAUACUGAGCCAGUAGGAAGAAGUCCUUUGUUCUCACUUUAAUUUCAGCAAAGACCGUAGCAUUUAUAACAAUAGCUACACCCAUGUCUUAAAUCUGCAGAAAGAAAUGAAAGAUUUGUUUAGUUGUAGUUUCAUGCAUACUUUUCUAAGAUCUUAUCUAUAGAUUAAUUAUUCUGAGUUGCUUUCACCCCUAAUAAUGUGAAAACACAUUGUUCUGAACAACAGCAAUUACAUGUGUAUUGUUGAAAACA